UCGAAAGGGUUUAUAACCGGAUUUCUGCUCGCCGGUCACCCAAUCUGGUACUUGGCCGUCGAAGUCUCCGAAAUGGGUUCAUACAUCAACACUCUCUCACUCCAUUCUCCCCUACGCCUUCACAUAAUUCCCAAAUCUCAAACACUCCUUGAACAAAAUUCAUCACUACUACUUCAAAAUUCACUUCGUUUCAAUUCCAUGCUCAAAAUUUCCCAAAAACCAACUUCUAUACUCUCUUAUCUCAAGAAACCCAUUUCGUAUUAUCCCCUAAUCACCUCAUCCUCUUCGACCCAGAAAGGGAUCACCAAUUUCGUGUCUGAAAAGAUUGUAGUUUUGCUUGUCGGGUCAUUCGUUUUUAUGGGGUGUUUCAAUAAGAAGCCUGUAUUAGCACAGCCCACCAAUGAGACUACUGAAAGUCAAAUCUCAGAGACACAAGAUAGUACAUUCGACGAGGAAGAGAUGAUGUAUAUGAGAUUAGUGGAGGACAAUCCAAAAAGUAUCGAGGCUUUGAAGUCGGUUUUCCAUUUGAAGAUGAAGAGAGGGAAAACUAAAGAGGCUAUUGGUUAUGUGGAGAGGCUAAUUGAUGUUGAACCUAAGGAAGUUGAGUGGAGGCUGUUGCAGGCUCUAUGUUAUGAGAUGAUUGGUGAAUACAGUAAGGCUAAGAGUUUUUUCAAGAAAAUCUUGAAGGGGAGGCCCCUCUUGCUUAGAGCUUUGCAUGGACUUGCUAUGCUAAUGCACAAGAAUCAUGAAGGACCGGCUGUGUUUGAGAUGCUGAAUAAGGCUUUGGAAAUCGCUCAACAAAAGGAAAAAGUCCCAGAAGAAAGGAAUAUAAGAAUAUUAAUUGCACAAAUGCAUGUUGUGAAGGGGGAGUUGGAUGAUGCUUUGAAACUAUUCAAAGAUCUUAUAGACGAGAAUCCUAGGGACUUCCGGCCGUAUCUUUGUCAGGGAAUCAUCUAUAGCCUACUUGAUAGAAAGGAUGAAGCUGAAGAACAGUUUUCAACAUACCAAAGCCUCCUACCAGAUGAAUUUCCUGAAAGAGGAUUCUUAGACGAUGUCGUUUUGGCAGCAAAAACGGAAAUAAGACAGAAGCGCAAGAAUGAGUUGAAACCCGAGUUUUUCAACAAGAAAUAGACAUCCAUUGAAUUCACGAUGAUAUCGUCUAGAUGUGCUCAAGGAGGUCGUCACGUAUUAUUCAUUUUUCAGCGAGCUUUUGGAGUAGGUAAUGAGGUUUAGCUGGAACGUUAGUUCGGUUUGCAAAAUGCAAAGGAUGUGUUAUGCUCGUGACUCGCAAAGAAAAACGAGCCUUGGUGCAUAGUGGUAUGUUUCUAGUGUUGGGGUUAUGUCUACAACGACAUCAUUUGAUCGAAAAAAUGUUUAUUUGGUUGGAGAUUUUGAUUUUUGACUUUGAAGACUCUUUUAGAGAUAUUCUAAAUAUCCGAGAACAUAUCGAACUUUUGUACAAACUAUGGCUCGAUCCGAUUGAUAUUUUGAUCCGUAAUCGUAAACGGAAUCAAAUAACCCGGUUCCAAUUAUUUAAGCUAAUCUACGAUAUAUUGAAUUACUUC
Molecule: messenger RNA, 1565 nt
Organism: Cynara cardunculus var. scolymus (artichoke)
Lineage: Eukaryota; Viridiplantae; Streptophyta; Magnoliopsida; Asterales; Asteraceae
Product: protein SLOW GREEN 1, chloroplastic
Exons: 5
Coding region: 73-1131 (352 amino acids)
Molecular function (GO): protein binding
Source: RefSeq, a predicted model, not a curated record